CACCAGAUCCUGCUUAACCUCAACACGCGCACACAAAACUUCACAGAGCACGUUGGCAACGGCAGCUUCCAAAAUGUCGGGUUCGGCUUCCAGCGCCGAGGGAUCCAACAAUCGGUCAAUGCAGUCGCGGACCGGGCGGAGCAAACAACGGUACAACUCACAAGGAGAACGACUUGUCGCCGGCAUCGUGCCGCUCAGCGCAGACCGCAACCACGUCAUCCUGAUCCAGUCUACCCGGCGGAAGGGCUGGGUCCUGCCCAAAGGAGGAUGGGAGUCGGAUGAAUCAUGUCAGGAGUCUGCGGUGCGAGAGGCAUGGGAGGAGGCUGGCAUUACGGUCAACAUUGACUAUGACUUGGGCAACUUUGAGGAGAAGCGGCCGCCCAAGACGUCCAAGGACCGGUCUCGCUAUUAUUUUUACCAGGGCACCGUCCUGGACCAGCUGGACGAGUGGCCGGAAAAGGACAAGCGAGAGCGCGAGUGGUUCACCUACACCAAGGCAAUUGAGGUUCUUGUCAACAGACCUGAGCUCCAAGAAGCCUUGAAUCGCUCUUCGAUGAACAGGACAUGAGCAAGCUGGCCUUGGGGCUUGUGCUUUCGGCUGUCCUCGUUCUCUACAAAACCAUCCCCACC
Molecule: messenger RNA, 630 nt
Organism: Trichoderma harzianum CBS 226.95
Lineage: Eukaryota; Fungi; Ascomycota; Sordariomycetes; Hypocreales; Hypocreaceae
Exons: 2
Coding region: 74-568 (164 amino acids)
Biological process (GO): diadenosine hexaphosphate catabolic process; diphosphoinositol polyphosphate metabolic process; adenosine 5'-(hexahydrogen pentaphosphate) catabolic process
Cellular component (GO): cytoplasm; nucleus
Molecular function (GO): endopolyphosphatase activity; bis(5'-adenosyl)-hexaphosphatase activity; bis(5'-adenosyl)-pentaphosphatase activity
Source: RefSeq, a predicted model, not a curated record